AUGAGCUCCCCCUCCCAUACCCCUAAUCCGUCCCCUACCCAAUCCCCUUCCCAGUCCCGUUCUAACCAUGCUGUCACCCCUCCCAGCCAGCCGCCCAACUCUAACUCUGGAGGCGUAACCCCUUCCCCUUACCCUUCCCCCAACCGGGGGUCUUCCUCCCGCCCAACCUCUCACCCUCCCACCCCAACUGCCUCUCAGCCUUCUUCCCGGGCUUCGUCCCAAUCCCCCAGUCCUCACAUCCAACAUGUGUCCCGAGGAGCUUCCCAAGCCUCCACUCCACCUGCCUCCAAAUCUCCUUCCCAGUCUGGUUUAAAAACUCUCUCUCGGAACCCUUCUCUAACGCCUGCAGGGUCUGUGUCCAGGUCCCCCUCCCACAGCCCUGCCACCUCGGCCUCCUACAUUGGGCCCAUUCGGGGCAUUCCAUCCUACAUUACCCCCUAUGUUCCCCACUUCAUGAAGGAGCCCCCCUUUUUCCAGCCUCCUACAGCACCACUUCCCCUGAACCGGUGCUUUCCCUGUCCCUUCCCCUGCAAAGCCCAGGAGCGGCCACCACCACCGCAGCCACCUGAUUCACUCUACUUUCCCCUCCUUCCACCGCCCCCCCACGUUCCCCAAGGUAACUGCGCCUACCCCACGCCUCCCGCCCUGUUCACACCCCCAUCCUCUCUCAGCUACUCUCCACCCACCAAUGUCCUGGUAGGCGGGAAGCCUCAUGUGGUGCCCACCGUCCUACCGGCCACCUUCUACACCCCCUUCUCCCGCUACUAUGCCCAGCCCCGGCCCUACCGCCAUCACCGUCGCCCCAGUGCCUUCCCUCUCCCCUCUCUCUCCCACUUGCAAUACGAUGGUUCUGGGCGUUCUGUCCACUUCUAUCGUGGGUCCUAG
This is a messenger RNA of Castor canadensis (American beaver), 885 nucleotides long. Its product is annotated as testis-specific serine/proline-rich protein. The record is from RefSeq and is a predicted model, not a curated record. NCBI's taxonomy places the organism in Eukaryota, Metazoa, Chordata, Mammalia, Rodentia, Castoridae.